Ciona intestinalis (vase tunicate) is the source of this 3017-nucleotide messenger RNA. Its product is annotated as solute carrier family 49 member A3-like. The record is from RefSeq and is a predicted model, not a curated record. Gene Ontology annotation, cellular component: membrane. Lineage: Eukaryota; Metazoa; Chordata; Ascidiacea; Phlebobranchia; Cionidae. Gene Ontology annotation, molecular function: transmembrane transporter activity. Gene Ontology annotation, biological process: transmembrane transport.
UCCCCCGACCUACUAUAUAUUGAUUUGCAAAACGUCGAAUGAUAUGGCAGAUUUCUGAAGUGUUAACGCAAACAAAGUGUCCUAUACUGCAAUGAGAAAUAACGUAAUCUGGUUGUUGUGUUUAUAUUUUGCCAUGGUGCCUUUAGGCGCACUUGGUUGAAAAGAAAACCACAUUUCCCUUUGAAAUUUGAAGCCAUCCAGGUCGCGAACUGACAGCCUAUGCUUAUCGUAUAUCUGCGCUGGCGGAGAAAACCCGAAAAUUGCUGAAGCUAUUUUUAGUUUUCCUGCUAAUUUUAGUAUUCGCCUCUGAGAAUGAAUUUGUGAGUUCAUAUGAAAAUUGCGCAGGUCCAGCUUUUUGUAAGAGAUUAUUUUAAAAUCCGCCCCAAAUUCUAAAUUCAAGUAUUUAAUAUUAUUUAACUUUUAAUAUUGAAAAUCAAUUGCAUGAAAAAGUGUGUAUAGCAAAUGGCAAAUUUACGAUCAUUGUUUAGGAUUUCAAUGUUUUUUUUUUUUUAACUAAUAGAAAUAGCACGCUAACUGCGCCACAUAUAUGGUAUAAACCCAUCAUUUCGGCGCUGAUGUUAAGUUAUUGAAUGUUGCUUCCAAAAUCAAUAAAAAUUCCGACCAACUGCUCAAAACUUAAACAACUCCAUGUAAACCUGUUAUUUUGCUCAAUAUUUCACUUUUGUGGAUAAUUUGUGGAUACGGUUGGUUAAGUGCAGUGUAUGCGUUAAAUUACAAAGUAAACACUUUUUGAUGGAUUUGAAAGCUUAGUCCGAAUAAACAGUUUUUCAUAAUUCAGAAAACCCAACCGUAUUUGAUUGUUCCUUGUGUAUCUUCUAAUUGCAAGUUUUCUAGCGCCGCAGGGUUAUUGCGGGGUGCUCGUUUAAGCUAAAUUGAUGAUUAAACGUUGUUUAAGCACUGCCGCGUGUCGGUGCAGUGUCAAUAUUUUAAUUCUGUUGUUAAAAAGCUCGUCGUGAACUCUUUUUACUCGAAACCGCCGGAGUAAUAUAAGGAUUCGACAGGUGAACCACACGUUAGUUGAACGGUCGAGUUUCGGGUCUAGAGAUUGACGUAUAGUAAUGCACUUGUUGUUCAGAGUCGACUACACAACACAUGGCGUAUGUUGAGUGCACGGUCUGACGAGCUGGCUGUUGGCCCAGAAUUGAAAGAAAAAAAGGGGACAAUAGAUUUUAGUUCCCAACAACGAUUUUAUUGUUUAGAUAGACGCAGGAGAAUUUAAUGUAAAAAGGCUUUAAAAUGCAAGACGAAAAGAGUGUAUUGGAGGAAAAUUACCGAACGUAUGCGAAACGUUGGUUGGUGUUAGGUUCUGUAGUAAUAUGCAACCUCAGUGGAGCGCUGAUUUGGCUUACUUUUACUGCGGUGCCAUAUCCAACGGUGGAAUAUUACAACACUGAUCUUGCAACGGUGAACGGGCUCUCGCUCGUUUUUAUGAUCUCGGCAAUCCCGGUUGGGGCUGUUGCGACUAUUGUACUUGAGAAAUAUGGAUUGAAACCAGCCCUUCUUAUUUCUGCGUGGCUUACCGCUAUUGGUGGCGGUCUGCGUAUAAUAAGCGUCAUUGAAUCCAUUCCACCGACCGGCAAGAUUGCAUUAUUAUUCGUCGGGCAGACUAUUUGUGCUUUGGGUCAGCCUUUUACCAUGUACGCCCCGGCAAAGACGGCAUCAACUUGGUUCGCCGACGACCAGCGAACUCUCGCUAAUACAUUUGCCUCUGUGGCAAACCCGGUCGGUGUAGUGAUCGCAGGGCUUGUUUCGCCGACAUUUGUGAGCUCGACUACAGGAGAAUUAGACAUGCUUAAUCUCCUCAUUACGAUGGCCGUACCCGCAGCAGCUGGUGCUGUUUACACAACCUGUGUUAUGACGUCAGGCGAACCGCCUUUACCGCCCUCUGCCGGCGGCGAUAAAACGAAAAAGGAGGUUUUUGGGAAAGGAAUAAAAGAAGUACUACGAAAUAAAGAUUACAUGAUUCUUGUUCUCACGGUCGGCGGUGGGAUCGGUCUUUACUCAACUUUCGCCACGUUGCUUGCACAACUUUUAUGCCCCUUUGGUUACACCAACACCAUGGCCGGUGUAUGUUCCGCCGUGCUCACUGGCACAGGUGUACUUGGAGCUGCUAUAAUAGGAACCUACUGUGACAUCACAAAGCAGUUUUCAUCUACAGUAAAAGUCUGUUACGUCAUUACAACGAUUGGAAUUAUUAUUUUUAGCUGUACAUUCCACUACAACAUGGGGUAUUUGGUUCUCAUUCUCAUUACCGGGAUCGGUUUGUUUUCCUUUGGAAUUUAUCCCAUUGGUGUUGAACUGGGCGCGGAAUGUACUUAUCCUGUUGGAUCAGCUACAACAUCUGGUCUUAUUAUGAUUUCUGGCCAACUUCAAUCUAUCAUCCUUAUAUUCAUACUGCAAUCUAUCGGAUCUCCAAUGACAGCGGAGCAGGUCAAUUAUUAUGACUCAAAAUGUCAUUACGUAAGCGAUGAAGUGUUAACAACGACAUACACAACGCCUUCAGAUGUUACUGAGUUAAGUUCCGUUGCCAUGGCAACCGCUACUGCAGCCGUUCAACCAAUAACUUACGAUAUGAGCGUUUCUGUGUACGUGUGCACGGCCUACAUUGGGAUUCUAUGCAUCGCCCUUCUUGGGUUCUUCCGACCUAAAUACCACCGUAUGAAAGCAGAACAACAUGCUAUAAGUGACAACAUUUCGCAAUGUAGUACCAGCAAUAUAACUGCCGUGUAAAAAUACAGUAGGGUGGGGAAAGAUGGGACACCUUAUCUUUGGGACACCUUAUAUAUCGUCACAUUUGGUAGUAGAAAAUAGAAACAAAGAAUUAUAAAGCUGUAUCCUCACUCUUCUCAUAGACCAUAGACCGUUGUUAAUUGUUUACAAGAUAUUAUGUGCCAAAGAUGUCCCAUCUUACCCCGCUUUACUACAUUUAUAAAACGUUUCUGGUCAGUCGAUGGAAUAUUUAAGUUUCAAUUGAUCUGGUUGAAUAUAAAAACCUA